Cucurbitaria berberidis CBS 394.84 is the source of this 1005-nucleotide messenger RNA. RefSeq lists its product as uncharacterized. The transcript is spliced from 6 exons. NCBI's taxonomy places the organism in Eukaryota, Fungi, Ascomycota, Dothideomycetes, Pleosporales, Cucurbitariaceae. The coding region runs from base 1 to 1005 and encodes 334 amino acids. The record is from RefSeq and is a predicted model, not a curated record.
AUGGCUGGUGUAGAUAUUCCAAAAUGGAUGUGGGCACUAGCGGAUGAUUACCCAUUUGCUCCACCUCCGCCUAGGGUAAUCCCAAAUUUCGACCAUCCUAAGCGGGUUGGAUAUCACUCCCUCACCAUCGCCUUGGACAAUAAACGUUCCUACGGUUAUCAUGCAUGGGACAUCAAGAUUCGCAACCUUACCAAGCCUCUCCUGGUGGUGACCUUUGUUUAUCAGAUGUUUCUACCAGCAACCGUCUGGCUCGUAAAAGCUACAUUGAUGUUCUUCAUUCUCAGCGCGUUUAAACCGAUCAAAUGGCUGCGAUCGCUUUGCUGGGUGGGUAUUAUAACUACUUUUACCUUCUAUGCCACAAACUUCGUCAUACAAGUAGUAUCGUGCCGGCCUCGAGGUGGCACAGACAGAGUGUCAUUCCUAGCUGGAAUGGCGAGCCGUCAGUGUGCGGGGAGCGAUGCCGCCAUUCAGAAAAUGAGCAUUGCUACGGGCAUUUUCGGUGUUAUCAGUGAUUUCUAUAUCCUGAUAAUUCCGCUUCCUGCAGUUGCAAAACUUCAAAUCAGGAAGAAAAGGAAGCUUGGGGUAUACUUAAUCUUUUCAUCUGGAGCAUUAGCUUGUAUGGCCAGCAUCAUCUCUUUGAUCUUCCGAGUCCGAUCGUUCGGUAGCAAGGACCUGCUCGUCGACAGUAUGCCAAGCAUGGCUUCGCAUAUGGUCGAGCUUACGGUGGGCCUCGUUAUCACUUGCAUCGCACCUACCGCAAAGCUUGGUCGUCAUAUUCGUAAUAAGCGAUUUCAGUCAUUGCUUGGAGAAUGUACGGAUGAGGUCGUCGGGCCUGAACGAGCUGUUCGGCUCGCGACUCGAAGAAAGCAUGCGCCCGGUGGUCUUUCCGAGCUCGAUUCCAUGAAGACUUUUGGAACUACUGUAGACAUGACUGUUACGAAAGAUCCCUGCUCGGUGAAGGAUUCGACAGCCAAUGCCUCGCCAGACGGAACGUGCAUAUCAUAA